UAUCAUGGGAUGAAUAUCUUUUAUAGAACUUUCCUUUAAAUAGUGUAAUCUUGCGAGUCGUGAUUUAUGGCGAACGGAUUCUUAUCUCCCAUUUAGUAAUUCUAACCGUAGGACAUCUGUUAAUGCUUGUUGCGUUUUAAUAUCACGCGAUCGUAAAGUAAGCGUAAUUUGAACUGCAAUUAGUUUUUCCGAACAAUAAGCAAAGCUACUUAUUUAAAAUAAUAAUCAUUCAUUAACGUAUGCGUAUUGUGUUUCAUUUAAUAUUUUUUGGUAAAUGCACUUAAAACCUUUACAGUGAAUACAAUUGGAAGAGUGCAUUGAUAGUUUUCGUUCGUUGAUUGUGUAAGGCCUUUAAAUACCAUACAUGUUAUUAUGCAAAUCGGAUUUUGCAUGAAGUUCUACAAUUUGUGUAUUUGAAGAAUAUAAGUUUUAAUACAAAAGUGAAUUUUCCUGAUAUAGAAAACAAUUGUACUUCUUUUCGCAAGGAAAUAACUUACAGGCACACUGAUUUUCAUGUCAACCAUGAAAAGCCUAGCAUCUGUAUAUCGCAUAUCCGGCGUUGACCCUACGCCAUGUCGUUUGGCACUCACCAUGGAAACAGUCUAAAAACAAAAAGACGUCAGAAGCCACCAAAGAAAUCAGUUUCCGCUGAUCUAAAUUCAGACGCUAGCAGCAUUGCCAAUGACGUCAUGGAUAAAACGCACGUUCAACAAAGACUUUAUGUCAUCAAUCGAAACGGCACGGGUGAAGCGCAAUAUAUACUACUCAACGAUAGACGAGACGCCAUCGAGUCAUACGGCGUUCGGUUAGAGACUUGGAGGGCUAUAAAAGGAAUUUCCAAUUUCGGCGUCAUUGUGUUAAACAACAUACUAUAUGUCAUAGGCGGAUAUGACGUCAAGAACUGUCGUCAUCUUCAUCGAGUUGUCAAGUACGAUCCCUAUGAAUUUGCUUGGUCUGAUUGCGCCCCAAUGAUAAAAGCACGCGCCAAAUUCGGCGCUUGCGUGAUAGAUGGAAAAAUAAUCGUAUCUGGAGGAGAGAGGAGUGAUGGCCAGGCGUCCUGCUCCUGUGAGGUAUACGACCCGGACGCAGACACGUGGUCUGAGGGAGGCCUCAUGGUGGCGCCCCGGAAGAACCACUGUUGCGUCAUGGCGGACGGGGACAUGUAUCUGGCCGGCGGAGAUUUCGGCCUCCGCAGCCAUGACAAUCUCUGGGUGUACCAAGACGGUCACUGGGUUGAACUUGACAUGGACUGUCCACAGAAAAUGCCCAAGUGUAUUGACCGCUAUGAUAUAUGCUACGUUGGACAUAAGAUAUACUUUGUUGGUGGUGUGUCGUGUAAGGCCAGUAACACCCCUAACGACACCAGAUUCAUCACAGAGCGGGGGAUAUUUUCAUACACUCCUAACAUUUCAACAGUGCAAAAGCUCAAGGCGCAUCCACAGGGUCUCCAUGGCGACAUGAUUUCCCCAUGGAACACCCGCUAUCCUAGUAUGGUGCGACCCAGACACAGCUGCGCCGUUCGUGCAAUAGGCAAAUCAAUAUACGUGUUUGGCGGAUGUCAUCUAGAGACUGGCCAAGAUGUAAGGGUUUGUGAAUGUUUCAACACAGACAAAGCAAAAUGGGAGGACGAGUUUCAUUUUCGAAAAGGUGAUUUAUCCAGUGUUACAACUGCUGUUCUCGCGGUUCCAAGAAGACAUGACGAAGAGAAGAUCAAUUACAAACUGAAAUGGGUUUUAUGGUAAUAUGAAAUAGCAUUUAUGUUGUAAAACAAUGUUUAAAAUAUUGUGUUUUGCAUUAUUAGAAUUCUGUGAUAAAGUGAUGUCAUUGUUGAUGUUGAUGAUUUGUACAGCGUCGGGGUAGUUUGGUGUAAUAACUUUCUUGUGAGAUUUAGGAUAACCAAAGGCAGCAUAAAAAACUUAAGACAUUAUAUACACGUAUGCUUAUCCGUACUUGUCCAUAACAGUUGUAUUUUUAUUUGCUAUGUUGUUUUAAGGUGAAUACGGGCGGUCACUAUAUACACUAUAGUAUAUGUCACUUCCGUAAAUUUGUAUAUAAUCAUUCCAAUUUCAAUUCAGAUUUAAUGUUGUAUUUAAUGGCAUAUUUUUCGUUUUUUACAUACAUGACUGGGUUUCGGUGAGAUAAGUAAAAUGCAUCAUUAUAUGUAUUAGUGUACGAAUAGAUUCAUAUAUCAGCAGUUAUUUCAGUCUGACUGUUUUUGCUAAUUUAUUUGUAUUAUACAGUGUUUUUAUUGAAGGCCAUUGUAUAAGUAAGAUGAACUGGAGUCAGUUUAAUACUGUGUCCCUAAUUAAAUAAAUGUUGACCCAA
Molecule: messenger RNA, 2325 nt
Organism: Dreissena polymorpha
Lineage: Eukaryota; Metazoa; Mollusca; Bivalvia; Myida; Dreissenidae
Product: kelch-like protein 13
Exons: 9
Coding region: 573-1742 (389 amino acids)
Molecular function (GO): protein binding
Source: RefSeq, a predicted model, not a curated record